Messenger RNA from Ostrea edulis (European flat oyster), 1197 nucleotides. RefSeq names its product thioredoxin-related transmembrane protein 2 homolog. Bases 79 to 894 code for a protein of 271 amino acids. NCBI's taxonomy places the organism in Eukaryota, Metazoa, Mollusca, Bivalvia, Ostreida, Ostreidae. The transcript is spliced from 8 exons. The record is from RefSeq and is a predicted model, not a curated record.
AGAAAUCAUUUCACACGAAUGCUUAUCAGAACGACUUAACACACUUGAUUGACUUCCGCUCAUUUGGACGUAUCGAAGAUGCCCAACAUAGUUGCCGAUAUCAAAGAUGUUUUAAGUUUGCAUGUGGUGACCAAUGUUCUUCUGUCUGUAACAUAUUACCUUUUAAAGGUUUAUCGUCCAGUAUGUGAAUAUCUUUUUGAUGACUGUUUUCUGGAACUGAAAGAAUGGGAAUGGCUAACCUUUCUAGGCUGUAUUAUAGUGAUAAAAGGUCGUAGAAAAGCUGCAUUCUUGGAUUAUGUGGCUACAGCAUGUAUGUUUGCAAAAUUUUUGAAUGGAUUCAUGUUGUUUCGAACAAGUCCCAUCUACGGCCUGGCUUAUUUUCUGGUUGUUCUGCUGCACACUAUUGUACUGCCUAAACCAGUAUACCAAGGACCAGAAAGUAUUACGUAUUUCAGAGGACCUCAUUUACAGGAUGAAUUAGAAAGAGACAAAAGGAUAACUUGGAUCGUGGCGUUUUAUGCUGCGUGGUCACCACAGAGUGUUACGUUUGCUCCAGUUUUCUCUGAAAUUUCAUCUCUAUAUCGUCUAGACAACUUACAGUUUGGUAAAAUUGACGUGUCCAGGUAUCCAGACGUGGGGAAAAUGUUUAAUGUAGACAGUAGCUCCUGGUCAAAGCAGCUGCCAACAGUCAUUGUUUUUGAAAAUGGAAAAGAGACCAACAGAAAGCCAUUCAUUUCACCAAAAGGCACAGUAGUGCGUUACAAAUUCUCAAAGGAUGGAAUGAUUGCUGAUUUUGAUCUGAAUAAUAUCUACCAACGAUGUAAACAAAAUCCUCUCAAAGGACACAAAGAAAAGAAGGAUACAGAUGUCACCACAGAGAAGAAGGAAAAUUAAGGCCAAAACAUUAUACCAGAUUUGUGCAAUAGCGGAAAAGAACAGAAAUUUAUAAUGGAUUUUUUUUGUGUUCUCGAUCUUCAAAUGUCCAUUAUGCUUAAGGCAUUUUACAUGUGUAUGAUUGUGUUUGUUCAAGAUGACAUUAUAACAUUAUUCAGAUUUCCUUUGAUGGGAUAUGGGUUUAAAUGUUGUACAGAUGAUUGGGUGUUUGUAAAAAUGUUAGGAAAUUGCACAGCUGUAGAUGUGCCAUGGAUUUUUUUAUUCUAUAUGUGGAAUGAAAGUUUUAUGAGUUUUCAUAGAAAA